AUGGCGAGUGCAAAUGACACACAGGAGCUAGAAGACCUGCCUGCUUCUUUCAAAUCAGCUGUGUGGGAAUAUUUCGGGUUCCCAGUGAACUAUGACAGCAAUGGAGAGCGAGUGGUGGAUCGGACAAGGAUGCUAUUGUGCGAUGUCGACGGCUCCAUUUUCAUCCCCUCCACCCAUGUCCGCAACCUCGGAAUCAUCCUCGACCCCACCCUCUCAUUUCUGCCCCACAUAAACCAGAUCACAAAAACUGCCUUUUUCCACCUAAGGAAUAUUUCCCGCCUCCGGCCCUCUCUGUCUUUCUCCGCUGCUGAAACACUCAUUCACGCAUUUAUUACAUCCAGGCUUGACUACUACAAUAGCAUCCUCCAUGCCAUCACCACUAAAGUUCUCAAUAAACUCCAAUACAUACAAAACACAGCUGCCCGCUUGCUCACCAGUACCCGCUCCAGAGACCACAUCUCACCUGUCCUCCAAGACCUUCACUGGCUCCCGGUCAAACAAAGAAUUGAGUUCAAAAUACUCCUCACCACCUACAAGGCCCUCAACAACCUAGCUCCCCCCUACCUCUCUGACCUCCUCCACCAUCAUGUCCCCUCCCGAUCCCUUAGGGCCAGUAAUGCCAACCUCCUGCAAACCCCCAGAACCAAGCGCCGAACCUGGGGUGAUAGGGCCUUUUCAGUUGCUGCCCCCUCCCUAUGGAACACACUCCCUAACCACAUCAAAGAUGCCCCCAACCUCCCAUCCUUCAAAACGGCCCUCAAAACCCACCUCUUCAGACUUGCUUUCCCCAGCUAACCCCCCACCCCCUGUGUUGUUUUUACUGGUUUUAUUUUUAAUUAUAUUUUUUUAAACUUUUUGAUACAAUUUCUUUUAUCCUUCAACCUAAUAAAGUUUUUUAUUUCUCUUUCUUUUUCCCCCCAUGUAAAGCGACUUUGAGUACUUAGAAAAGCGCUAUAUAAAUCUGAGGUA
Molecule: messenger RNA, 969 nt
Organism: Anguilla rostrata (American eel)
Lineage: Eukaryota; Metazoa; Chordata; Actinopteri; Anguilliformes; Anguillidae
Exons: 2
Coding region: 1-795 (264 amino acids)
Source: RefSeq, a predicted model, not a curated record